Hipposideros armiger (great roundleaf bat) is the source of this 3404-nucleotide messenger RNA. RefSeq names its product tuftelin interacting protein 11 (gene TFIP11). Gene Ontology annotation, molecular function: nucleic acid binding. The record is from RefSeq and is a predicted model, not a curated record. The coding region runs from base 96 to 2609 and encodes 837 amino acids. Gene Ontology annotation, biological process: spliceosomal complex disassembly. The transcript is spliced from 13 exons. NCBI's taxonomy places the organism in Eukaryota, Metazoa, Chordata, Mammalia, Chiroptera, Hipposideridae. Gene Ontology annotation, cellular component: U2-type post-mRNA release spliceosomal complex.
GCGCGCCGGUUCCGGCACAUUUGGGUCCGGACUGUCUGAGCGUCACGCAUCUCACCUCGGUUUUUGGGACGCUGGACCCGGGCUAGUGACCGGCCAUGUCGCUGUCCCACCUGUAUCGGGACGGGGAAGGCCACAUGGAUGAUGACGAGUACGAGCGGGAGAACUUUGAGAUCACCGACUGGGAUCUGCAGAAUGAGUUCAACCCCAACCGGCAGCGCCACUGGCAGACCAAGGAAGAGGCCACCUACGGAGUGUGGGCAGAGCGAGACUCGGAUGAAGAGAGGCCCAGCUUUGGAGGCAAACGGGCCCGUGACUACUCCGCGCCAGUCAACUUCAUCAGCGCUGGACUCAAGAAAGCGGCUGCCGAGGAUGCGGAGCUGCAAGAUUCCGAAGAUGAAGAGAAACCUGUGAAGCAGGAUGAAUUUCCUAAGGAUUUCGGACCAAAGAAGUUAAAAACGGGUGGCAAUUUUAAACCCAGCCAGAAAGGUUUUGCUGGAGGAACCAAAUCUUUCAUGGAUUUUGGCAGCUGGGAAAGACAUACAAAAGGAAUUGGACAGAAGCUUCUUCAGAAGAUGGGCUACGUCCCUGGAAGGGGCCUCGGGAAGAACGCACAAGGUAUCAUCAACCCCAUCGAAGCCAAGCAGCGGAAGGGGAAAGGCGCCGUGGGAGCCUACGGCUCAGAGCGCACCUCUCAGUCCCUGCAGGACUUCCCCACGGCCGACUCUGAAGAGGAAGCCGAGGAGGAGUUUCAGAAGGAGCUGAGCCAGUGGAGGAAAGACCCCAGUGGAAGCAAGAAGAAGCCCAAAUACUCCUACAAGACGGUGGAAGAGUUGAAGGCCAAGGGCAGGAUUAGCAAGAAGCUCACCACUCCCCAGAAGGAGCUUUCCCAGGUCAAGGUCAUCGACAUGACCGGCCGGGAGCAGAAGGUCUACUACAGCUACAGUCAGAUCAGCCACAAGCACAGCGUGCCCGACGACGGGCUGCCGCUGCAGUCCCAGCAGCUGCCCCAGCCCGGCCGAGAGACCAAGGCCCCGGGCUUCGCGCUGCCCGAGCUGGAGCACAACCUGCAGCUGCUCAUCGACCUCACAGAGCAGGAGAUCAUCCAGAACGACCGGCAACUGCGCUACGAGCGCGACAUGGUGGUCAACCUGUCCCAUGAGCUGGAGAAGAUGUCAGAGGUCCUGGAGCACGAGGAGCGGGCCAUCUCCAACCUCAGCAAGGUCCUGGAGAUGGUGGAGGAGUGCGAGCGGCGCAUGCAGCCCAGCUGCAGCCACCCACUCACCCUGGACGAGUGCGCCCGCAUCUUCGAAACCCUGCAGGACAAGUACUACGAGGAGUACCGCAUGUCUGACCGCGUGGACCUCGCCGUGGCCAUCGUCUACCCGCUCAUGAAGGAGCACUUCAAGGAGUGGGAUCCCCUCAAAGACUGUACUUACGGCACCGAGAUCAUCUCCAGGUGGAAAAGACUCCUGGAGAAUGACCAGCUCCUGUCUCAUGGUGGGCAGGACCUGUCCGCAGACGCCUUUCACAGGCUGAUAUGGGAGGUCUGGAUGCCUUUUGUUCGAAACAUUGUCACCCAGUGGCAGCCAAGGAACUGUGAGCCGAUGGUGGACUUUCUGGAUAGCUGGGUGCACAUCAUCCCCGUGUGGAUCCUGGACAACAUACUGGACCAGCUCAUCUUCCCCAAGCUGCAGAAGGAGGUGGAAAACUGGAACCCGCUGACGGACACUGUGCCCAUCCACUCCUGGAUCCACCCGUGGCUUCCCCUCAUGCAGGCGCGCCUGGAGCCGCUGUAUUCCCCCAUCCGCAGCAAGCUGUCCAGCGCCCUGCAGAAGUGGCACCCGAGCGACGCCUCUGCCAAGCUCAUCCUCCAGCCCUGGAAAGACGUCUUCACCCCUGGCUCCUGGGAGGCUUUCAUGGUGAAGAACAUAGUGCCCAAGCUGGGGAUGUGUCUUGGCGAGUUAGUCAUUAACCCUCACCAGCAACACAUGGAUGCUUUUUACUGGGUCAUCGACUGGGAAGGGAUGAUCUCUGUCUCCAGCCUGGUGGGGCUUCUUGAAAAGCACUUCUUCCCCAAGUGGCUUCAGGUGCUGUGCUCCUGGCUCAGUAACAGCCCAAACUAUGAGGAGAUCACCAAGUGGUACCUGGGCUGGAAGUCCAUGUUCUCAGACCAAGUGCUGGCACACCCAUCCAUCAAGGACAAGUUCAACGAAGCACUUGAUAUCAUGAACAGGGCGGUGUCCUCCAACGUUGGUGCCUACAUGCAGCCCGGAGCGCGGGAGAACAUCGCCUACCUCACCCACACGGAGCGGAGGAAGGACUUCCAGUACGAGGCGAUGCAGGAGCGGCGGGAGGCCGAGAACAUGGCCCAGAGGGGCAUCGGUGUGGCCACCAGCUCCGUGCCCAUGAACUUUAAGGACCUCAUCGAGACCAAGGCUGAGGAGCACAACAUCGUCUUCAUGCCCGUCAUCGGGAAGAGACACGAAGGGAAGCAGCUCUACACCUUCGGCCGAAUCGUCAUCUAUAUUGACCGGGGAGUGGUGUUUGUGCAGGGCGAGAAGACCUGGGUGCCCACCUCCCUGCAGAGCCUGAUUGACAUGGCCAAGUAGGCUGCGCGCCUGGACCUGGGGGGACACGUUUGUGAAUAAACAGUGUUUUAAACAAUCUUUGAAAGAGUAGCUUCUCUCUCCAGGAGCUACUCCCUGUCCGGCCAGGUCACCGAGGAACGAAGGAUGUAAAACAUGAUAAUGCUACUUUAGAAACAUGUCAAACUUUAUACCAAGUCCCUCUACUGGCCUGGCGUCCUCUAAACAGGAGAGCCAAGUUGAGGGAUUUCCUGUUCGCUCCGAAAUUUGGCCCACUGACUGUGGAGAAAGUUCUCUGCGGUCCCUCCAUGGCCACGACCCCUUUAGUCUCUGGCGGCAGCUGCUUCCGCCUCAGCCCACACUGAAUACAUUACAGCGAGUUUGAGUCAGUAGCUGAAGGAUCCUGUGUCUUGUUCCUGAUGAUUUCAAGGUCCUCACAGUCCCGAUAGUCCGGUUCUUCCCGAAACGCCCACGUGGGCGCCGAGAGUUGGCUGAGCUUUUGGACAGGGAACCAGUGGACAGCGGUGUCGUUAAACAUGUCCGUGUACUGGGAAGUCAGAGGAAACUCCUGCUCCUCCAGUCCUUGUAAAAUCUGAGCACGACAAUUCAAACAUAAAAAAGUAUAAAAUUGAUAGUCGCAGUGAACCCCACUCUACUGGGUUAUAUUUUGGUUUUACUGGUCACCCUACCCCAUGUUGUCCUUUAGAAAAAAAAAUAGGAAUAGGAUAUUUUAAGUGCUUCUGUGGAAUGCAUUGGAAGCUCCAAGGGCAGUGAUUACAUUGGAAUGUGAUACUGAAAAUAAAGGAAAUUAGGAAAAAA